UAUAUAUAUAUAUAUAUCGGGAUAUUACAUAGAACAAAGUAUUGGGAUUACUAAACUGUUUCUUUACUAAAUGGUUUUCUUUUUUUCUCUCCACAGAAGAAUAUUUUAUCGUAUCAAAACAACAAAAAAAAAUCUAACAUCUAACAAAAAACACAACUAACAUCAAAAUGUGGAAAACUAUUUUCAAAUGUUUUUGUUUUCGCAAGAAAAGAAAAGUUAAUCAUCCAACCAAAGAAUCUGUUGUGGAAUUAAAACCAGAGGAAGAACUGGAGCCGGCCACAACCAUCUGCCAGGUGGCUCCAGAAACCCCUGAUAUUGACAUCUGUCAGGAGACAACGCAGAAAUCAGGCAAUGACACCUGCCAGCCUGAACUCGAAAACCAGCAAGAGAGUGCUGAAGUAAGCGAGGAAAACCAGCAAGAGAGUGCUGAAGUUAACCAGGAAAACCAGCAAGAGAGUGCUGAAAUAAACGAGGAAGAAAACCAGCAAGAGAGGACUGAAGUAAACAAGGAAAACCAGCAAGAGAGGACUGAAGUAAACAAGGAAAACCAGCAAGAGAACGCUGAAACAAACGAGGAAGUCAUCAAUGAGGAGAUAGCAGAGGAAUCAGGCACCAACACCUGCCAGCCUGAAAUCUCCAAAAUCUCUGAGGAGCAAGUGGGCGACAACAACCAGGCAUAUCAACAUCUACUUGCAACUAAAUACCCGAAGCCACGGAGUUAUGUACAAGUCCUGGAGCCCAUCGGAGAGGACAGCUACGGUGUCAUUUAUAAUGGAUGGCACCGUAAAGAACAAAAGGAAGUGGCAGUUACCAUCAUGAAAGAUGAAGAGAAGCAGAAAGAAGUCCUCAAUGAACUGCAGGUUCUAGAAACCAUUUCUGGCCAUGGAAACAUCAUUGGCUAUUACGGGGCAUAUUUCCAACCUGCCUCUGUAAAAAUGCCAGAAUAUGAGGGACUGUGGAUUUCAAUGGAGCGUUACAGUGGGACAUCAGUAAAACAGCUCUUUAACAGCAACAUAUCCCACUCCUUGAAAGAGGGCUGGAUUGCUUAUACCUGCAAGGAGGUAUUAAAGGGCCUGUGCCACCUUGAUAAGCACAAGGUGAUUCAUCAUGACUUAAGGCCAAACAACAUCAUGAUAACAUCUGAUGCAGAAGUGAAGAUCAGUGAUGUCAGUUAUGCCACCAUUGGUGAAAGAAGUAAUAGUACUGCAGGUGCUCUUCCAUACAUGGCACCAGAAGUACUGGCCAACACUAACUAUAAGGUCAUAGAAUACACCUCUAAGGCUGAUGUAUGGUCACUGGGAAUCUCCGCCCUUGAAAUGGCAGAAGGAUACUACCCAUUCAGCAGAUUUCCCAGCCAUGCACGCAUCAAAAGAAUAAUGCAUGGUCCCGCUCCAGUAUUGCUAUGGGACUCAUGGAGUGACAACUUCCAUGAUUUUAUAAAGAAAUGCCUCCAGAAAAAUCCGGAUUGGAGGCCAUCUGCAGAGCAGCUACUGUCACACCCCUUCGUUCGCAACAUCUGGAAUGAAAGGGGUGUGAAAAGUAAUAUCAAGUGGCACCUGCAGAGAGAAAUGAAGCACUGAAGUAAGAAAACAUCAUGGCAGCCAUCGGGGGAGGGACGGGGGCACAUGUACAGGGGCCCUAUGUCAUCUUUGGGCCCCGCAGAAAAACUUGGUCCCGAUGGCAGCUAGAAGAUUGACAACAGCGAUUCACAAGAUUUACAUCAAUAUUAUAUUUUAAAUAAUAAACAUAUUAAAAAUACAUUGGCCCCUAUUGUAUGUUUUUUAAUUGGGAGACAUUGUUAAUAACCUCCAAGCCCCCUCAUAUCCAUCUUCCUUUUAAUAUUAGUUUUAAUGACCUGGACAAAAUCCCAUAAACAGUCUUAUGUGCUUGUUUUAUCCACCCUGGUCCUGCUGGUAAUUCCUGUGUUCUAUUAAUGGGUUCCAUCAAUAUCUUUUCUUGCAGCAAGUGAGAUGGCUAGUGCCAUUUUUAACAUGGUGCAGUGUGCCAGGGAAAAUGUCUGCAAUAUUGUCUUCCCUC
Messenger RNA from Xenopus laevis (African clawed frog), 2037 nucleotides. RefSeq names its product traf2 and NCK-interacting protein kinase-like. The coding region runs from base 168 to 1580 and encodes 470 amino acids. The transcript is spliced from 16 exons. NCBI's taxonomy places the organism in Eukaryota, Metazoa, Chordata, Amphibia, Anura, Pipidae. The record is from RefSeq and is a predicted model, not a curated record.